UCCCUCUUAGUGGUGAUGCCAAUUUCACGGGGAGCCAGUCCGCAGGAAGGGAGCGAGAGGAUAGACCUGUCUGCCGGCCUGUCUGCCUUACACACCAACUGAAACUUUGCCUCCUGAUCCCGGACCAGUUUUAAUCAACAGGAUGAGGUCUUGGAGGGACUAAGGCGUGUCACUCCCCAGCUAGUGUCCUGUGUAGAAGAGACUGCUUCAUCCCUUUACUCUGAUCCACUGUUCCUGAUCCCACUCAUCCCAUGUGACAGGGACAGAAAGGAUCAGUGACCAGCUGAGGAGUACGUGUCAGUAGCCCUCGCCUCCUCCUUCACAAAAGAAAGAACAAAAGCAAAUCCCUCCCUCUGCUCUCCUCCUUGGAGCAAGCAAUGCUCAACCUUCUAAACGCAGAUUCCUCCUCCAGCUCCAAACAGGAGCUCCUGGACCUCAACGAUGGUCCGGUCAGUGCCUGCUUGGACACACCCAGCCCAGUUGAGUCCCAGCAAGACGAUUCACCGAUCGGCUCCAGCACUGGAAGUCCCGGUGCAGCUGGUCCAGUGGGGAGAGGGAAUGGGCGUGCACUAGCAGGACAGGGCUACGGGGACAAGACGGAAACCCCGUAUGGAAUCAAGUUCAUCCCGACGGAGGCUGAGCAUCUCUGUGGCUGGGGGCCUCUUACGCCGCAGGUGAUUCAGACAUUCAACACCCCGCAGUGGGUGCUGUUCUUCCUCUGCGUGGCCUCCUUCCUCCAGGGCAUGAUCGUCAACGGCUUCAUCAACACGGUGGUGACCUCCAUUGAGCGGCGCUUCGACCUGCGCAGCUACCAGACGGGGCUGAUCGCCAGCUCCUAUGACAUCGCCGCCUGCAUCUGCCUGACCUUCGUCAGCUACUUCGGGGGCACGGGGCACAAGCCCAAGUGGCUGGGCUGGGGGGUGCUGAUCAUGGCACUGGGCUCGUUGGUCUUCACCCUGCCGCAUUUCACCACCCCGCCCUACCAGGUGAGCGUGCUGGAGCAGGCGGGUCUGUGUUUGGCCAACGCCACCAGCCCCUGCCAGGAGAGCAGCAGCAGCCUGUCCAACUACCGCUUCGUCUUCAUGCUGGGCCAGUUCCUGCACGGCAUGGGGGCCACGCCCCUCUACACUCUGGGGGUGACCUACUUGGAUGAGAACGUUAAGUCCAGCUAUGCACCCGUCUAUAUCGGGAUCUUUUACACCGCGGCCAUCGUGGGACCGGCUGCUGGAUACCUGCUGGGCGGGAUGUUCCUCAACAUGUACACCGAGAUCCAUCUGACGACAGAACUCACGCCGGAGAACCCUCUCUGGGUGGGGGCCUGGUGGAUCGGCUUCCUCGUGGGUGGAGCUGCUGCUCUGGUCACUGCCCUCCCCAUUCUAGGAUACCCACGCCAGCUCCCAGGCUCUCAGCGCUACGUGGCCAUGCGGGUGUCAGAGGCCCACCAGUUAAAGGACGGGAGCCAGGUGACGGCAGCAGACCCACAGUUUGGAAAGACAGUGAAGGACAUGCCCAGGUCAGUACUGCUCCUUCUGAAGAAUCCCACGUUUAUCUUCCUGUGUUUUGCUGGGGCCACUGAGGCCACUCUUAUAGCAGGCAUGUCCACGUUUGGCCCCAAGUUCCUGGAGUCUCAGUUCAGUCUCAGUGCCUCUGAGGCUGCCACCUGGUUUGGUUACAUGGUGGUGCCGGCGGGUGGGGGGGGCACCUUCCUGGGCGGAUACAUCGUGAAGAAGCUCAACCUGCGUUGCCGUGGCAUUAUCCGCUUCUGCUUGCUGUGUGCCAUCGUCAGCCUGUUCGCCAUCUUCGUCUUCCUCCUCCACUGCCCCAAUGUGCCAGUGGCUGGGGUUAAUGUGCCGUACCAGAGGCCGCUCCAGUUCCAGCACCCGUACCAAGACUUUCACAACGGAUCCCAGGUGAAAGAGAAUCUGACUGUUGGCUGUAAUGCAGAUUGCCACUGCUUGCGAGAGAUGUAUAACCCUGUAUGUGGGGCUGAUGGGAUCAUGUACUACUCCCCCUGCCAUGCUGGCUGCAGCACUGUCAACCACACACUGAGCAGCACUGGGACACAGGUGUACUCUGACUGCAGCUGCGUGAUUGGUAAUAAUUCCACGUGGGGGGAGGCGGGGCUUGCGCAAGCAGGGAAGUGCAGCACUUCCUGCCAUCACAUGCCCCUAUUCCUCAGCUUCCUGUUUGUGAUCAUCUCCUUCACCUUCCUGUGCAGCAUCCCGGCCCUCACCGCCACCCUCAGGUGUGUCCCAGACACCCAGAGGUCCUUUGGGCUGGGGAUUCAGUGGAUUGUUGUGCGAACAUUAGGGGGAAUCCCGGGUCCCAUAGCGUUCGGCUCCGUGAUUGACAUCUCCUGCAUGCUGUGGCAGGAGGAGUGUGGCGAGCAGGGCUCCUGCUACCUCUACCACAACUCUGCCAUGAGCCACUACAGCCUCAUAGCGGGGCUCAUAUACAAGGCUCUGGGGACCGUGUUCUUCUUCCUGGCAUCGGUGCUGUACAAGCCCCCGCCCGAGUCCCCGCAGAGCAGCUGCGAGAGCACGGACCACGGCGCGGGGGACACGGGGGACCUCCCCGUCAAGGACGUCCCGCAGGAGAUCCUCCCCACUGUGACUGCCAGGAAUGAAUGGCCCCUGGUCUAAAGUGUGCCAUGAGUUGUGGGGGCUUUCUGGGAGAAUGGUGGAGGUAUGGGACGGGAUGGUAGCCAAUGAACCGGUCCCUUUCGCCUCUUCAGCCCCGCCUCCGGUCCAGCAGCCAUUGUCCUCAAGAGGCGACCACCUGCAAAUACAGGAGACGUCAGCGAAGAGGGCAGCCUAAAACUUAAGUGGAACAGUUUGCUGUGAGAAUGCAGAUUGCACAUGUAUUAAAACCCAUGAGGAUUAUUAAUCUGCCGGUCACCUGAUGUAAAGGCCCAUGCAUUUCCUCUAUUUCUUUUGCAAUAGUGUAGCAUCUGUAACGAAUCUGUAAAACAAGUACAAAAAUCACUUCUCUCAUGGACACACUGCAUUCUCUGCUGUUCGGAACAAGUUGGAAGAUAAAUGUGUCGUUGCCUUACUGAGCUCAAGAUGUGCUCAAAAGCAGGAGCUCUGGUUUGUGUGUGUGGUGUGUGUAUGUGCAUGUGUGAGUAAGCUGUGGGUAAUGCUGUGGUUUGUUUUGUAAUAAUUUGUUUCUACUGUACAGAGAGAACAGUACAAAAGUGCCCUAUGCAGGUAUAAUCACAGAUCUGCUGAGUAUUUUCCCUAGUCUGAUGAUUAAACAUGAUGUAUCUCACACAAAUAUGCAGAUCAGUGGAAAUCGCACAGUUAAAAUAGCACAACUGCAGGUUUUUCUAUGGUCUCACUUCAGAAAUCUUACUACCCUUCAAAUGAAUGAGAGGAGGGCUUUACUGCAUUGCAUGGACGUGAGACGUGAAAUACCUUACAAGUUCAGCUUAUGAAGAUAAAAACCAGAUUUGCAAGAAACACACAACAGACACUGUUUAAUCUCUACUGGUUUAUUGUAUCAAUCUCUGCAAUAUUAGCAAACAGCGCUUUUAGCAUUCUGUUGGAUAGAUCUGUUGAGGGCAUGUAUGAGCAUUUCAUGCAUUUAAUUGUAUAUUAUUAGGCUAAUCCGUACGAUGUGUGUCCCUUGCUUCUAAAAUACUGCAUUAGUCUAUAUUUUAGUUAUGGUCUCUUGCAAAAAGGCUUUUGCCUGUUGAAUUAUUGUACUGUAUGUUUGAUACAAGUCAUAUUUCUUCAAGCUGAAAAUGCACUAGAAUGGCUGUUUUGUAACCAUACUGUGAAUAUGUGAUAUGUGCCUGAAAUCUUUGGUUUCGGGGGCUGAUUAUGUGCAAAACUGUUAAAUACAACCAAAACCUUCUCAUGGUUGAUUAGCUCAGAAGCAGUUACCAAAACAACCUGUCAAAAAUCUUGUCUGUCCCAAAUGGUGAUUUCACGCAGUAAGUGAAUCAGUUAAAAGGAAGAUGAUGUGUGCAACAUGAAUGUGCGCUUGCAACAAUGAAAGUGAAAAUCAUGCAGUUUUGCUCAAAAAUUGAAUCUCAGUGGGCCCUGUUAAAUAAAACAUAUGAGGCGGUUUCUCAGUGUGAUUCUCAAAUGAUGAUUUCACAUGUCUUGCUUUUUACGCCAUGUGGUUGCAAGUCUGUUUUCCGGCCACUUCAACACAUACCUUCAAAGGAACCGGCAAAAAUGGCCGAUGUUGGAAAAUGUCAACUGGAAGUAUCACUUGCUUUCAUCUUGUCCAUCAGGAGAUGAGCUGGAAGCAGGAGGAAAGCACUUUGUACACUGAAGAACCUGGACUGAAAAAGACAUGCACUUGUGCAGGCUGGGAAUGCAUUAGAAUAAAUAAGCCAUGUCGUGAUCGAGAGAAUCUUUGAGAAAAAUGGAGUCCGUGUGCUUGAGUAAGACUUACACACAGCCUUCUCUCUCUUCACCAUGUCUUUCUCUCCCUUACUAGAACUGUGUUAGUGUGUGAAGAUUCCUUGCUCAGAUGAAUUCAUUAUAAGUAGAAUCAAUGACACGUUUUUCAAACCAUGAGACUGGUUGUUGUGUUGUGUAUGUCAGUGUGGGUUUUUUUUUUACAAGCAAAAGCUUUAUUAUCUGUGGGUUGAUUUAUACCAUUUGUUUUUGGGUAUCUAAGGAACAGGUAUUUUUACUACUGACAGUUCAGUGUAAAAAUGAAAAAAAAA
Messenger RNA from Anguilla anguilla (European eel), 4684 nucleotides. RefSeq names its product solute carrier organic anion transporter family, member 4A1 (gene slco4a1). The coding region runs from base 378 to 2642 and encodes 754 amino acids. Gene Ontology annotation, cellular component: membrane. NCBI's taxonomy places the organism in Eukaryota, Metazoa, Chordata, Actinopteri, Anguilliformes, Anguillidae. Gene Ontology annotation, molecular function: protein binding. The transcript has 13 exons. The record is from RefSeq and is a predicted model, not a curated record. Gene Ontology annotation, biological process: sodium-independent organic anion transport; transmembrane transport.